CCUUUAUUCCUUUCUGAUUUCCCAAUCAACAAUUUACGCUGUAAGUCAAUCAUUCAUUUUAUGGUUCCUUUUUCGGUCCUUCUCAACCAGUAAUUGCACAGAGAGUAAUCCAGGAGAGCAAGUCAAUGUUAGAAAACAAGCAUUUGGCAUCUAGGGUUUUCUAACCCACAUCAAAUUAAUGGGAAGCAAAGAAGACACAUCAAUUUCUGACUUGGAGGAGGAAAUUUUCCACAAAUUCAGAGAUUUCAUGACAGGGAUUACAAAGAUUGAUGAGUUGGGAAUUGCUGGAAACAAGCUGCUGUCUGGCUUUCAACAAGCACUUGAGUUUAUUCGGAGGCUUCCUAUAGAUACAGAUUCUAAAUUAGUCAACAAGAUAAUUGAAGCUAAUGAAACUAAGAGAGUCAAAGCCUAUGUUAAUGCUGGAUGCAGGAAGCCCAAUGACAGUGUCCAGAGUGUAGCAAACUUGCACUCAUGCAAACAUGGACUCCUUAACAAUAUAAGCAAAGCUAAGGAAAUACUUAAUGAACUUGAAGAUUUAUUGGGGGAUGUAACAAGGGCUGGACAGAGUAUACAUGUUGAAUUGAAUGAGCAGGCAAUCUAUAAGAAUUUGGAGGAAAAUGAUCCUUUGUCUAACGCUCAAGGUCCUGAUGUUAUAACUACCAACAAAAAUACUGAUAUCACACAUUUAGCUGCCCUAAUGGCUUUUAUAUAUAGCAUGGUCAAGCAAGACUGUUUGAUGCAGGAAAAGAUUGUGUCUGCUUUAGAUCUCAAGUUGUCAUCACAAGAGCUUGAAAGCUACUGCCAAAUGUGGUCUUUGCGGCCCUUCAUAGAUGAUGAGAUCAUGCAUCAAGCUUGGGAACAUAUUCACUGAACUGUCUUUUGUUUCUUAUUACAAAGAAUCAGUUACCAUUAGGCUGGAUAAACAUUUAAUGCUAUAGAAGCAACAAUACUUUUCUGGAAUUUUAUUUUAUUUGGGGGUUGUAUGGCUCUAAUACCAUGUAAAAGAAUGGAUUAUACUUUUAUUCCUUUAGGAGACAUAGUUUAUAUACACAAAUGGGUGCCUACAAUUUCUCUUAGGAUUGUGCCUCUCAUGUUAUAACCACUGAUAUGCUACUGAUAUUAUUUACAGCAUGUCUAAUUACAGCCAUUAAAGAAAUUAGAUUUGAUAUGC
Abrus precatorius (Indian licorice) is the source of this 1171-nucleotide messenger RNA. RefSeq lists its product as uncharacterized. The transcript is spliced from 8 exons. Lineage: Eukaryota; Viridiplantae; Streptophyta; Magnoliopsida; Fabales; Fabaceae. The record is from RefSeq and is a predicted model, not a curated record. Bases 179 to 871 code for a protein of 230 amino acids.